UGCCAUCUUCCUCGUUGUUUCACUACCACUACUUGGCUCCUAGCUUCUUACUCUCACAUCCAUCUCGUUGUUGCAUUUAGCAGCUCCGUUUCAUCGAUCCCAUACUCCUCUGCCAAUCCUGCUUGAUUUGGCUACCCCCGAACCGAAGCGCGACACCGGCUAGGACAAGGGAAAAAUAUGACAAGCUUGGUGGAAAUGGUGGGAUCGACAGUUGUGCAGGAGGCUGUGAGUGGAGCCGUCUCCUUGGCGCUCCCCAGCGGCGCGGAGAAGGCCUCCCAGGGGCACCUCAUGGAGAGGCUGAAGAUGGCGCACUCCGAGCUGGCUUCGGCGCUCGAGAGAUCUGGCAAGAUGCCCAUCUUCCAGGCAUCGUUUCUGAGUCGCAGGACGAUGUUUAAGCUUGCCCUCCAAGAGUGCCAUGACAUGCUCUACAAGCACAAGCUGCGUGAAGUCGAAGGGGCACCCUCUCUCUUUAAAAAGAUUAGAUCCGUCUUGCCUUUCUUCAGCACAAGAAAAGACUUGUUGAGCAGCUCCGACGUCGCAAGAUUCGAGUGGUUCGUGGAGAAGGCCAAGGAGUUUGUGAAAGACUUGGAGACCUGCUGCUCACUCGCCCACUAUAGGUUGUAUCUCAACCCUCUCAUCACACACCUCCUUCAAGGCAGUACCCUCUGGUACCACAUGGUGCAAGGAUGCGAAACCCGUGGCCUUCUCAUAGAGGUGAGCCGUUCAGAAGAGCAUGGUUUCGUGGCAUCGCUGAGUUUUAAUUACCACCAUCGCAAGAAGCCAAUGAAAAGUGUGUAUUUCACACUGACGCUACGGCUAUCAGAAAGCACGGACAUAGUUGGGAUCGCCGCUAAAUGCUUGCAAUCGCUUGGUCCGCGAUUCGCAUGUUUGGCUGAAUUGUCGACGGGAGAAGUCGCUCAAAUAUCUACACAGCUCCAGGUUGGGCAUCGGCCAGAGAGGGACGCUCUCGCCUUGCUCGGUAGAAUUUGCCGCCAAGAUCCAUUAUGUUGCACAGCAAUUGAUCCUUGUGCUAACAAGGUCGUCUCAUCCGAGUUAACACAUAGAUUUCCAGAACCAGUUAUCACCAUGCGUUUUGACUGCCAUAUUUCAGCUUCUCUCAACAAGUUGCAGCGCUCAGCUAAUGGGGCCUGGCCGCCUCUAAGGUUCACCGCUACCUUCACACCUCAUUGCUCAAACUUGUUCCUAAGCGCCAGGAGUUUACAGGAAGUGGAGGAAGCAAUACAAACAGAGGCCAUUGAUUGUUUCAUCCGUCAACCUGAGCAGACGGAAUACAAAAUGUAUUGGUUCUCAGCACAUGGUGGUGCAUCCUUCAUUGUUUCAAAGCCGCCGGUCACUGAAAUCGGCGGGCCAAAGACUCGGAUAGCGUUAAAGAGAAAGCGGUAGAGGUUGAGACUUGAGAAUAAAGUGCUCAAUUAGCCUAUAUAUGUACUAUGAGAAUAAGAUGCAUGGUGUGUUUAUGUACAAUCAUGCAUGGUCCUAAUUCCCAGCUAGCUAGCUAGGAUUAGCCACUUGGUUGAACCCGGCCGGUAUCAUCAGGACUAAAAUGGCAUCCUGAGUCCCAUACAUCGCCUCAUGAUUCGUGACCAGAAUUUUGGUUAAAACUGGUUAUCGGCCUGGACCAGUAAAUGGUAUUUCCGUCUAAAUUCUACAGGAUUUAA
Lolium rigidum is the source of this 1679-nucleotide messenger RNA. RefSeq lists its product as uncharacterized. NCBI's taxonomy places the organism in Eukaryota, Viridiplantae, Streptophyta, Magnoliopsida, Poales, Poaceae. The record is from RefSeq and is a predicted model, not a curated record. The transcript has 2 exons. The coding region runs from base 178 to 1404 and encodes 408 amino acids.